Molecule: messenger RNA, 368 nt
Organism: Bipolaris maydis ATCC 48331
Lineage: Eukaryota; Fungi; Ascomycota; Dothideomycetes; Pleosporales; Pleosporaceae
Source: RefSeq, a predicted model, not a curated record
UUGCCCCCCACCCAAUCUUCCUACUCCUCGCCCACCCACCGCCGCCAUCCCUCCUUUCAUCCCAACCCCAUCAUCUGCGCAGCCCUACCAUCGUAUCGCAUCGCCAGUCAUCAAACUGUGAAUGCACUGCUGACUCGCCCAUGGGCCCCUGGUUUGCUCUCUUCGAGGCCUGGGCGGUCGCACGUCUGAUUCGAUCGCCCACCUUCAACCGAGCCGUGCAAAAGGCAUAUCGCAAGAUCAACAGGCUGCCAGACUUUGAGCAAAAGAAUGGCGGCGGCAGGACGGGCCCCUCGUCCUUUGACCAUUUCAAAGACGAAGUAAAGAAUCAGUUUCGUGAGCUCACUUGGCAGAAACGCCCGCCCAAGUGA